This is a messenger RNA of Mercenaria mercenaria, 3619 nucleotides long. RefSeq names its product microfibril-associated glycoprotein 4-like. The record is from RefSeq and is a predicted model, not a curated record. Lineage: Eukaryota; Metazoa; Mollusca; Bivalvia; Venerida; Veneridae. The transcript has 2 exons. The coding region runs from base 101 to 1075 and encodes 324 amino acids.
UAUAUUGAUGAAUGUAUAAAUACAGAGAAAACUGCUGUUCAGGUACACAGCUUCUAUAACAGUUGGAAGAUAUUACUCGGAAGCCAGUACAUGCAUCAAGAUGAAUCCAACCUUCUUAGUGUUUGCACUAUCUGUGAGAUUUGUCACCGCUCAAGAUAGUUUCUGCAUUCCGGUCGUCAAAAUGCAGGCCAGCAACAACAGUGCAUCAUCUGGUGGAAAGGAAUAUGUCACAAAAGAACAUUUCGAUGAUUUAGUGAGACAGCUGUUUGUUAAUAUAUCCGGUACUAUCAGUGAAUACAAGUACGAGAGUGAACAAGCUGGAAAGAACUACGCCACGAAAGAAGAUAUUAAGGAGAUGAUGAGGCAGCUGUAUGUUAACAUAUCAACUGAAAUAAAUCAAAAGAGAUGUGAAGACUCUACUAAAAGUCAUACAACUUAUACGAAACCUCGUGACUGUCAGGAUAUCCAAACUGAAGGUAAUUUGACAACCGGUACUUAUACAAUAUACCCAGGUAAAAACACUGAUGGAAUCUUGGUAAGGUGUGACAUGAACACAACAACCGGGGGAUGGACAGUUAUACAACGACGCACUUCGAACACAGACUUUUAUAAAACAUGGAAUGAAUACGAAGAAGGAUUUGGUAACAUUAAGGACAAUUUCUGGCUCGGUAACCGUCAUAUUUAUGAAAUAACUAAUCAGGGUCAAUACAAACUGCGUGUUGAUCUCACAAGUAUGGAAGGCGAGACGGCCUACGCAGAGUAUCGUGAAUUUUCUGUUGGUGAUGCCAAUUCAGGCUACAAGCUGUUUGUUGCCGGGUACAAUGGAACUGCUGGAGACAGUCUGACAGGAAGCGGAAAUGGAAAUAAAUUUUCUACACACGACAGAGAUAAUGACGUCUAUGGUGGAAACUGCGCAGUGGCGUAUCACGGCGGGUGGUGGUACGAUAAAUGUCAUUCGUCCAAUCUCAACGGACAGUAUGGAUAUACAGGAUAUGCUAAAGGUCCAGUCUGGCGGCCAUGGAAAGGAUACUAUGCUCCAAUGAAAACUACGGAGAUGAAAGUACGAAGAAUUUAACAGCAACCAUGUAAAAAUAAUAUAUUUUUGACUGAACCUUACUUUUCAAAACGAAACACAAUUACAGAUCUUUAUACAGACUUUUAUUUUUUCCUAAACAAAUUUGAUUAAUUUCAAUUUACCGACGUAAUGUUUCUUUUAUCCUACAUUCUGAUUUAAAAUCAUUUUUAAUUUAACUUACCCACAAAAGAAGUGCUUACAAACUAGUUUUAAAUACAUGUAGUCGUACUUGUCUAUAACAGCAGUUUAAUACGUCAAAGUAAUACGUUACUGAAGUAUGUUGUCAAUAUACAUCCGUCUUUGCCUUUUAAAAACAGCUCUUAAAUUCUUAAUACAUGUAAUAUUAUAAUGUUAUUAAUCAAGCAAUUUCAUAUUGGCCUUGUUAUUUGUCCAAUACGACUGCCCGAGGACAAAUAACUAGGCCAAUAUGAAAUCGCUUGAUUAAUGAUAAUAUUAUUAUUCAACUUUCAACUGUUGGCGGUAACAGUAUAAGAACUCUGUGAGUUACCUUAUGACAGCUAUGCACGUUCAGGUGAAAAAUCGUGUCAUUCUUUGACAAGGUGUUUACAGUUUAGACGUAUUUUAGAAAUCAUGAUCAUUUUCGCCAGUAAAACAGAAUGAGUUGUAUGUAGGUACUUGAGAAUAAUUUUGAAAGAUACUUUUAAUGUGACAAAAUCAAGAGUAACUAGAACAUACCUUAUUUUUUGGAAUUCCUAUUUAUUUUCUUUAGCGAGUACCAUACCAUUUGAACUGUGAUAAAAACUGCUUUAAAAGUCGUUUCCUUUUAGGCUGCAAGCAACGAGACACAAAAUUAUACACAUAUGUGUUGAUCAAGAUAAUACAACCAAUCAAGCACAUAUUAUAUAGUCCCAUGCCUCGUUUCAUUCUUAUCCGAAAUUGUUUGCAGUUCACAACUGACACUCUUGUUCGCCAAUUUAUUCAUCCACUUUCCAGCACUUGAAUCGCUAUUUAUCAUUGCACAAAUAGUCCACACUAUCAAAAUGUCUGUUAAAGAUAAGUCUCAUCCUUUUAAUUAAUCUGAGUUUCCAUAUUUUCUUAUUAUUUUCCUUGACAACUGCUAGAAUUUCUGACAGGAAACACUUGCAUUUUACACAAUACCGAAUAAGCGAAAGUACCGUUGUAAUCUCCGAAGACGUACAUCCUGCUCAGUCAUACUUGUUUAUUAAAUGAACAUGUUGGAUGACUUUUUUUUAUCAAAAUGUGAAAAAAAAUGUAAUCUAUAACUCUGAUGUAAAACAAAAUGGCGUCAUUUAAAAAUCAAACGGAAGUGGCUUCUCCGUAUUGGCCCUCUCUUUUGAACCAAUCAAAAUGCUUGAAUUCCGUAUUGGCCCUGUUUUUUCGUAUUGGCCCUGUUUUUCUCAUAUUGGCUCAGUUAUGUUUUGUAUUAGCUCUGUCUGUUUCAUAUGAUGUUUGCAAUUGAUCUAAUACAGUGUGUAAUAUUGUAAAGUUGAAUAAUAAUAAACAAUAUUUAGAAAUUGCAAAUUUAUUACAUGUUCAAAUGAAAGACCUGAAUAUAUCGUUGCAUUUCCAAGCGAAGUAUUAUCCAAAGUUCAGUUGCAAUUGGGUACCCAUCCUCGACAAUUAAACGGAAGGCCUGGUUUUAAUUGAUACAGUCCAUAACACCAGUGGAUUCAGGAAAUAGAUAACCGUUUCCUCGACUAUCUGAAUUCAGUAAGGACUGUUUAAGACCAAAUAGAAAGUGAUAUUUAGUGUUACAUGUGAAUCCAAAAGUUGAAAAAAGAUAUGGUAUAAAGCGUCAAAUAAGUGUAUUUUAAUCUUAGCUUUAUUGCUUAUGGUAGUGAGAAAAUACCUAGACAGCUUCCGGGUUUCAGUUUAUUCAUUGAGAAAAUGUCUACAUACACGCAUUUUUUAAGCGAUUUCGUUAUAAAAAAAAAUGUCUUUUGGUAAAUGCAACUACAUUGCGUGGGGUCUAGCACACCUAUUAAAGUCAUAAGUGUGUACGUAUGUGCGAAGAAAUAAAACUGUUUCUAUGUGUACUUUCCAUACAGAACAAACUACUUUGUUUUUUAUUAUUUUCAGAAUAUUCGAUAGAAGAGAUACUGUAAUGAUUUUUUUUAUAAUUUAUUCCAACAGUUAUUCGAACAUAUAUGAAAUUCAUAUACCUUUUCACCGAUUUCAUCGAGCCCAGCUCCAAAACAUUUCUCUCUCGACUUUUUCAGUUACUUAGUAUCUUCUUUUAUUAUUUACGAUCAGGUGUAGAUCUUAGAAAAGGUCAAAUUCGCAUAUUUAUUGUUUGAGCCACCUUUUCCCUAAGAAAUUUUUCCUCUUAUUUGAACUUUAAAGUUUUUUUAACGAACCUCAAGGUUAUUACAUGUAAUAAGAACAUUUAAAUAUGCAAAAUAUUUAACUUAACGUCUAAAACAAGUUUGACUGGGUAAUUUAAACUACAUAUUUCAGUUAUUUUGGACACAUAAAGUUUUAAAUUAUCAUUUUUGACUUUAAUAAUUGAUGGAUUGUUUUUAAAAUUUCAAGUGAGUUAGAAUAAAAAUAGUAUCAUUUUAA